CUUCGGGUGCGGUCGGCUGUUGCCCGUUUCUCGGCUCCGGCGUUGAAUCGAGCCGGAGCGCGGGUCUCCCCGGACGCCUCGCCUCGCCUUGGCAGGCCGCAAGGGCUGCUGGGAGUUGUGGUCGCGACCUCGCCGUGGCCAGGCUCGGGGCGCCGGCGGCGGAGGUCUCCAGGGGUCACGGCUGCCCGCGUCUGCCGGCAGGAUGUCGUCGCUGCUCUCUCUCCAGGAGGAGAACCGCCUCUUGCAGCAGGAGCUGUCCCGCGUGGAGGACCUGCUAGCCCAGAGCCGGGCGGAGCGCGAUGAGCUGGCCAUCAAGUACCACGCGCUCAGCGAGCGGCUGGAGGAUGCGCUGCGCCUGGAGACCGGAGAGCGAGAGCCCCUGGAGAACAAGAGCUUGGCCAAGCAGAACAUUGAGCUGCGUCGGCGGCUAGAAGAGGACCAGGCGUGCUACAAGCGCAAACUCCAGGCCUACCAGGAGGGGCAGCAGCGGCAGGCGCAGCUGGUGCAGAAGCUGCAGGCCAAGGUUCUGCAGUAUAAGAAGAAGUGUGGGGAGCAAGAGCAGCAGCUGCUGGAGAAAUCCACGGAGCUGGAGCAGCAGCAGCAGCUUGGCCACUUAGACAUGGCUGAGCCGCUUCUGUGUCACGACGAAGAUCACAGCAACGACCUGGAAAACGCUCUGAUCCGUCUAGAGGAAGAGCAGCAGAGGAGCGCCAGUUUGGCCCAGGUCAAUGCCAUGCUGAGGGAACAGCUGAACCAAGCCAACGUGGCCAACCAGGCCCUUAGCGAGGACAUCCGAAAGCUGACGGUGGACUGGACCAAAGCCCGAGAGGAGCUGCAGCAGCGGGAGGCAGAAUGGGGGCGAGAGGAAGAGUCGUUCAAUGCUUACUUCAGCAGCGAACACGGCCGGCUGCUCACCCUCUGGCGACAGGUGGUCGGCCUCAGGAGGCACUUCAGCGAAGCGAAGACCACGACAGAAAGGGACCUCUCGGAGCUGAGCGGCGAGCUGUCCCGGUCGAGCCGCACGGUGCACGCCGCCUGCCUGAGCCUGAGCAGCCGCCUUCGCCUGUCGGAAAGUGGUGCCAGUGCAGCCGCGGAGAAGCAGGCCCUCUUGUCGGCUCAGCUGGAGGAGCAGCUGAAGGACAAGGUCCGGGACGUGAUCCAGCUGCAGGUCCGGUGUGACGCAGAGAAGGCAGACCUGAGCGGCAGGCUCAGUGAAGCUCUUUCAGGUCUGGAACGCCUGAAAGGACAGAACCUGGAGAAGGGCAGGACAAUUGAAGUGUUGACCCACAAGCUGGAGACCUUGGAAGCCUCCCGUGCGCAUGAACAGGCCGCGGAGGUGGAAGCGCUGCGGACGGAAGCUGAGAAGCUGCAGCGGGGGCUGCGGGAUCUCGCCCAGGCAGUGAUCUUGGACACAGAUGGCGCUGGUCCCCUCCCGGGCCCUGACGAAACUGCUGACAUUUCAGGCAGCGAAUGCACCGGCGUGUGGGGCUUGUCCUCUCCCCGACACAGCCUCUCCCCUGGCUUGGCAGCCCCCGCCCUGGCUGCGGUGCAGUCUGCCCUACAGAAGCGCCAGCUGCAGCUGCAGGAACUCCGGGGAAAAUACGAGGCCGCUCAGGACCUGGUGUUUUCCCUGAAGAGACAGCUGGCCGAGAGCAACAGUGAGCGACGGUCUCUGGAGCAGAUAGUCCUGCAGCUGCGAAACGAGGUGGAGAGUCUGGCUCAGGUCAAGGAGGAUGCAGGCCAGGACGCCAGCCGUUUCCAGUCAACGAUAGAGCUGCUGGGCCGCGAGAAGCUGUCCUUGGAGAAGGGCCUCCGGGCUGCACAGCAGGAGCUGGAAGAGGCACGUCUGGAGAAGGAGAAACUGCAGCUCACCAGCAGUGACCUCCGGCACCGGCACGACGCCCUGGAGGAGGAGAAAGAGGACCUCCUGAAGGAUCAGGCGCGAGCCUGGGAGGAAGUUGAGCGGAGCCGUGAGCAGCUGGAGCAGCUGGAGGCCACCAAGUCCAGUCUGAAGAACAAGCUGGUGCUGACGAAGGAAACUCUCAGCAAAGUAACUCUGGAGAAGGAGGUGCUGGAAGACGAGAAGGCCAGAGGAGCUGAAGCGCUCGCCAAGAACGAGGUGAGCCGGGCUGAGCUGGAAGUGGCUCUGAACCGGCUGAAGGCUGAGGAGGCUUCAAUGCGUGACUCCCUUGCCAAAAUGAGUGCCCUCAGCGAGGGGUUGGCACAAGACAAGAUGGAGCUGAACCAGGUUCUUGUCCAGCUGGAGGAGGAGAAGGCCUCUCUCCUGAGCAAGAAGCAGGAGGCGGAGCUGGAGAAGGCUGGCGCCCGGGAGGACCUGGUCCGCUUGUCGCAGGAGAAGCUGGAACUGGAUGCAGAGCGCCGAGGGCUGGGCCGCUCCCUGCGGGCGGCAGAGCAGAGCCGGGAGGCCCUGGAGCAGGAGCGGCUGGCCCUGCAGGAGGAGAAGGGGCGGCUCUGGGAGCAGCUGGGUCAGCUCUCCCGCCAAAGGACCGCAGCCAGCGAGGAGCUGGGCCAGGCGCGCCAGGAGCUGGGCCGCCAGAACGAGUCUGUGCUCCGGGUGGCCCAGGAGAAGGAGGCGCUGAUGCGGGAGAACGCUAGCCUGCUGGUGCAGGUUGCGGCCUUGGAGCGGGAGAACCGCAGCCUGGCGGAGGAGCUGGCUGGCCUCAGGUCUGGAAAGGACUCUUUGGAGACCACGCUCUUCGAGACCCAGCAGCAUCUGGCUCACCUAGACUCCCGGAGGGAGCAGCUGGAAGCCGGCAGCCAGAGCACGCUUCUGGCCAAGGAAGCUUUGCAAGUGGAGCUUGCAAACCUCCGUAAGCAGAUGGAGAUGGAGGUGGGCCGUCUGGAGAGGGACAAGGAGCUCGUGGCCCAGAACUGCGCCCUGGCGGAGCAGGAGGCCCAGGCCGCCCAGAGGAGCGUGCAGACAGCCUGGGAGGAGGCCGAGCGUCUACAGCAGGAGAAGGAGGUGCUGCGGCAGGAGCUGGAAGCUGAGCGGAAGCAGCUGCCGCACCGCCUGACGCAAGAACGGGAGGAGCUGCUGGCCCAGUACGAGGCCGAGAAGGAGGAGCUGAGCGCCGAGGUCCUGGCUCUGCACCGUGAGCGGGAGGAAGGCCUGCUGCUAGCCGAGAGCGAGAAGCAGCAGGCGCUCUCUGUAAAAGACUCGGAGAAGGCGGUCCUCCUGGAGAAGCUCCUGACUGCCCAGCAGAGCUUGGCCAGUGCCACCGUGGAGCUGGAAAGGCAGAAGCGCGAGAGCCGCAACCACCAGGAGCAGGAGCGGAGCACCGUCGGCACUUUGAAUUCGGAGCUGCGAAAUCUGCGUUCUCAGUUGGAAGAUGCCGUUGCAGGGCACAAACGAGAGGCGACAGCACUGCAGGAGCAGGCCGGGGACCUGGCAAAGCAGCGCGAGUCUGCCCUCUGUGAGGUGGAGGAGCUAAAGACACGGCUACGGCUGCUGGAGGACGCCCGGGAGCUGGUUCGACGGGAGCUGCUGGAGGCCCAGCGCAAGGCGCGUGAGGCCCAGGGGGCCCGUGAUCUCCAGCACAAGGAGGUGGCAGAGCUGCGCCGCGGCCUGGCCGACGAGGGCAAGGAGAAGGAGGCCUUGCAGAGGUCCAGCACGGAGCUGCGUCUUGCCCUGAAGCGGGCUGAGAGUGAGCGCAUCAGUUUGAAGCGCGCAACUGAGGAGAAGGACCAGAGGAUUUUGAUCUUGGAGGAGGCCCAAGCGGCUGCCAGCAAGGAGGCCGUGGAUGUGCGUGGCAGCCUCCAGGCGGUGGAGCAGUCGCGGCUGGAGGCCCGUAGGGAGCUGCAGGAGCUGCGGAGACAGGUCAAGAUGCUCGACAGUGAAAACAGCAAGAAGAGCAAGGAGGUGGCCGAGCUCCAGGCCUGGGUUGCUCUCGAUGAGCAGCGGGAGGAGGAGAGCCGGCGGGAAUCCUUCGGCCUCAAGCAACGGAUCGUGGAGAGUGAGGCCGGACGGGAGUCAGCCCGGAAGGAGCUCCACAACCUGCACCGGAAGGUCCUGGACCUGGAGCACGAGUCCCGGCUCAGGGAAAAGGGGCUGCUGGGGAGCCUGGAGGAAGCCCGGGCCAAGGAGAAGAAGCUGCUGGACGACGCCCACAACCUGGAGAUCAAGCUGGAGGAGGCGCGGGUGGAGGGGGCAGAGCUGGGCCUGCGGCUGAGUGCGGUGGAGGGGCGCGCCCAGGGCCUGGAGGCGGAGCUGGCCCGCGUAGAGGGGCUGAGGCGAGAGGCGGAGCACAAGCUGGGCAGCCUCCACUCGGCCCUCCGGCGCACCCUGGGUGUUGGCCGCAGGGGCCGGGCUCAUGGCGGCGCCCCGAAGAGGCUCUUCUCCCCUGCCCAAGGCACCUCAGCCGCUGAGGGGCCUGCCAGGAGCUCCGCCUCAUUGGAUGGAGGCCCCCUCCCGCUCUCGCCGGAGCGCCCCCCGUCCCCCAGCCAGGGCGAGCAGCUUGUGGCGGACAUCGACCCGGAGUUGGUCCGGAGCGUGCUGCGAGAUUUCCUGGAGGAGCUGAGGGAGGCGCAGCAGGAGCGGGACGAAGCUCGCUCCCAGCUGGGCGCCCUGAACAGUCAGCUGGCCGAGAUGGAGUCUCAGCGCGACCUGGCCAGCGGCCGGGUGCAGCAGCUGCAGAAGCAGGUGGCUGAGCGUGAGGAAGAGAGGCGCAGCGUGGACGGAAAGCUGACGGGGGCUCAGGCGGCCCUGAUGCUCCGGGAGGAGACCCUGCGCUGGAGCGAGCGGGAGCGCAAGGCCCAGGCAGACAAGCUGGCCACCCUGGAGCACGACCUGCAGGCGGCUGAGAGCGAGCGGAAGGCCGUGCAGGAGAAAGUUGGUAAGGUGAAAGCCAACGAGGCCAAGCUGGAGGCGGACAGACGACGCCUGAGGGACGCCCUGGGGGCUUCGGAGAGCCGCAGCACCAAGCUGGAGCUCCUACGGCGGUCACUGGAGGGGGAGCUGCAGCGGGCCAAGGUGGUGCUGAGUGACCGGGAGGCCGAGCUGCAGCUGCUUCAGGAGCGCACCAGCCUUCUGCAGAGGCAGGUGGCCGAGAGCGAGGUGAAAGCCAGUGCGUUGCAGCACUCCAUGGACCAACUCAACCUCUUGCUGGCCAGGACGGCUGAUUCCGAGAGCUCGCUGAGGGAGAAGGCGCAGGGGCUGACGGCCGCCCUGUCGGAGAGCCAGAGUGGCGCCACCUCAGCCCAGGAGAAGGUGCUGCAGCUGCAAAAGGCCCUGGUGGCCAGUUCGUGUGAGCAGAGGAUCCUGCAGGAGCGGCUGGAUGCGGCCCGACAGGCCCUUGUGGAUGUGAAGAAGCAGAAUGGCGCGCUUUCGGAGUGCCUACAGGUCCUGAAGGGGCAGCGGGCCGAGCUGCAGCUGCAGAAGGAGGCACUCGAGGGGCUGGGGAGGCAGCAAGAAGAACUGCUGCGCCAGCGCCAGGAGGGGGAGGCGGCUUCCCUGCGGGACCUCCAGAAGGUGCAAGAGGACCGGUGCCUGCUCCAGGAGCGCCUGGGCAGUCUGCAGGGGGCACUGGCCCAGCUGGAGAGCGAGAAGCGGGAAGCUGAGCGCCUCUCCCUGCGCCUGGAGAAGGAGAAGGGUGCCCUGCGGAGGACCCUUGAGAAGGUGGAGCGUGAGAAGCUCAAGACCCAAGAGGACUCAGUGCGACUGUCUGUGGAAAAGGGGCGCCUGGAUCGGUCCCUCGCUGGUGCGGAGCAGGAGCUGAUGGAAGCCCAACAGCAGAUCUGUCGGCUUGAGGCACAGGUGGCAGAGCUGGAACGGGCCCAGGGGAAGAAGCCUCUUUGCAAAGGGUCUGCCCCCCAGUGGCAGGAGGGUCAGCGGGAGACGGAGUGCCUGAGUGGUUCUCACUGCCAUCGAGCCAGCGGGUUGGAAGAACAGAUCUCGACUCUGAAGGAGCAGCUGCAGCAGGGCGUCCAGAAGGGGCAGCCCCACUUCCCUGCUUCCUCUCUCUUUUCCGGGCGCUAGCUGUUGCGGCCGCCACGCAAAUGCACGGAGAAAGCGAGCCCCUGGGUCCCUGAAGGGGCAACGGCCCACUGAACCCCAGUACCGCAGGGCUGGACUUGAGCACAGUAAGGUAGUCCAGACCGUUGCCUUACUCUAUCCAAGAAGGUGACCAUUGUUUGAGCAGCUUCCUUACGUCUUGGAUCCAAGCUGGAUCAGAAGGAAAAUUCAUCCCCCAUAAAUGCCACCGAAGCAUGGGGGGUGGGGGGAAUAGGUAGCCCUCUGAGCCAGCCUGGUGCCCGAGGGGCCCCUUGUCUGCCGGAAGGCAUCAUUUCUUCUCUUGCGGGGAAAGGGGGCACCUGAGCUGGGGCUGGGCCACUCUCUGGCUCGAGAGGGUAAGGUGGGCCCCACCAUUGCCCAGAACAGCGUCUUGUAUGCCAGGAUGGGCCAAAGGGUAUUUGGGGUUCUCGCCCAUCGUGACCAAGGCCUUUUAACCUAACUGUAGAUGCUAAUCAGGUAUGUAUUUUUGUCUGUUUUGGCUCUUUAUGUAGCAGCCAGUCAAGGACAGUAGGCAUUUUUGUAUCCGUGGAAUUGUUACGGACUUUGUUCCUGGUUCUCGUUGCACAGCAGGGGAAUAGUUUGUAAUAAAAGACUUGGUUGGCACCCCCUUGGUCCCCCCGUCCCUCCUUUCUAUUUGGAAGGGCCAUGAAAAUGCAUGGAGGUGGCGGG
Candoia aspera is the source of this 6700-nucleotide messenger RNA. It is a transcript of the gene CROCC, whose product is annotated as ciliary rootlet coiled-coil, rootletin. The transcript has 35 exons. The record is from RefSeq and is a predicted model, not a curated record. The coding region runs from base 203 to 5995 and encodes 1930 amino acids. Gene Ontology annotation, cellular component: centriole; centrosome. Gene Ontology annotation, biological process: cilium assembly. NCBI's taxonomy places the organism in Eukaryota, Metazoa, Chordata, Lepidosauria, Squamata, Candoiidae.